This is a messenger RNA of Trichoderma harzianum CBS 226.95, 847 nucleotides long. RefSeq lists its product as hypothetical. Lineage: Eukaryota; Fungi; Ascomycota; Sordariomycetes; Hypocreales; Hypocreaceae. The transcript has 2 exons. The record is from RefSeq and is a predicted model, not a curated record. The coding region runs from base 105 to 596 and encodes 163 amino acids.
AACUAAUACACAGACUGGCUCGGCAACGCAACAACCGUUGAGACUAACGCGAGAAUGAUCAGAUACCAUAAGGGUACUCGUACCAACAGAGCGAUUCGUCCAAUAUGGGGAUGGAGUGCAGGAUUGGCCGAGGGGUGGCGGGCUGGUACUUGCUCGGGCCCAGGGGUGGUAGGGGUAAAAUGAGAAAAGAGAAAACAAUGCGCGUGAGGAUACCCAAAAAAAAAUCUGCAGCGGCCAACUUGGGCUUCCGACUCAGCCGGCGACGAUCUGGGGUGUUGGAUCUGAUGCGCCGAGAGAGGCAACAAGAGGAUAAGAUUGGGGCGGAGUGGAAGAGGAGGAGGAGGAGGAGGAGGAGGAGUAGAAGAGAAAAGAGAAAACAAGGAAAGCCGAGAAUCGGCGGAAAACUUUUCUCACGCUUUCUCUCUUUUCUCGUGAGGGGAGCAAAGAUAAAAGGGCCCAUGGAGGAGCCAGAAUCCACCGGACAAGACACCAAGACCCCCUCGUGCCGGCAUCAACUGGGUAUGCGAGAGAAGAAGUGGCACUUACCCACGAAGCUCCGCUUGGGAGAGAAUAUAGCCGCAUUAAACGGUCCCUGAAGAUCGGAGGGACCAACUCGAGUAAUCAAAAGUGUAAAGGCGUCGCGAUAAUACGAGCGGGUGUUACUCGCACUCCGGGCAGUGGUAGCAGUACAAAGCAGUCAGAUGGAGAACCAAACCCCCGGGGCAACGCGUGAGCUUUGGCUGAUUCCUUUAUGUAUUCUGGAUUUUGGGGGGAUCUAGGGAAGAGUCAAAAGUUUCGUCUCCCCAAAAGAGGGUGCGUAUAGCAAGGGCAUGACCGGGCCCUUGGA